GUUUGACUCCUUGAAUGUUUGAAGUCUUGACGGAAUGGCCAUGUCUCGCCAGGGCAGGAAGGACACCUUAUCCUCUGACGACAUGAAGCUCCUUUUCCAGCUGCAGGUGUGGAACAGAGAGUUGCGUUCAGAGCUGGAUUUGGCAGAUGGAGAUGUGCCUCAGGUUGACUUGCAGACAGAUGAGUUUGUAGAGCAACUGAGGCAAGCAGCUUUGGAGGGCCAUCUUCUCUCUGAAGAGCUUGUAUCUCUGGAACAGGAAAUUUCCCAGACAGCUGUGCACCUGACGGAGGCUGGAAGGGCAGGCUCGACCGUGAUUUGGCGAAGGAGACUGAAGAACCAGAGCACCUUCCUGAAGAUCCGGAAAGGUGCUGUGCGAAUAUCAUGGAGGAAGUCCAGAAGGUGACUCGGCAGAACAUCGAGCUGAGCUCCAGCUACGAGGAGCGACUUCGAAGCUUGGAAGUCAGAGCCUCUAAAUAGGGGCUGUGGUUGUUUGUAUGUUCCUCUGCCGUUGCUGCAUGACGACCUCCAGCCAACACUGGUGAAUGGGACUGGAAUGGGAGGCAAGGACUGGGAGACAAAAGUUGCCUUGUCUGAUUUUCGCCGAUUUGAAUUGCUAUGUCAAGUUCCCCCCAAUGUCCUCUGCUUGGAAGGUUUGGCUCCAUUUUUGCAGAUCUGCAGCAAAAUAAAG
Molecule: messenger RNA, 688 nt
Organism: Durusdinium trenchii
Lineage: Eukaryota; Dinophyceae; Suessiales; Symbiodiniaceae
Source: the annotation of a GenBank genome assembly